Molecule: messenger RNA, 1512 nt
Organism: Coniosporium apollinis CBS 100218
Lineage: Eukaryota; Fungi; Ascomycota; Dothideomycetes
Exons: 4
Coding region: 1-1512 (503 amino acids)
Biological process (GO): transmembrane transport
Cellular component (GO): plasma membrane
Molecular function (GO): water channel activity
Source: RefSeq, a predicted model, not a curated record
AUGACAUUCUCUGGUGGUGGUGAAAAGAAGCACGAGGGCCCCUACUAUCCAGAAGCGGCCAGCGAGCAGUGGCGCCCCGGCCAGAGUCCAAUGUCCUCCGAGCCAGGUUCUCAGGGGGGGCUGCAACCGCCACCGGAACAGUAUCUCUGUAACAGAGGUCGACCGAUAUCAUUUUAUGAUAUUCGAGAAGCGAGAGAACAGCGUGGUCCGAAUGGCAAGAGCUCCCAGCGACAGUCAUGCGCCAGCAACAACGAUUAUCCGCACACCUAUGCGGGUAUGUCCGGGGUGGAUCAGUACCAACACAGUCCACCAAGCAUAGCGCAGCAGCUACGGCGGGCGCGCCUGGCAAGCGAGAAGGAGACCGUUCCGCUUCGACUCCCAUGGACGCUCUGGAUGAAUAGCACAGCCAAAAACCACUUUGUGGCCGCCCUUGGAGAAUUUAUUGGCACGAUUCUAUUUCUAUUCUUCGCAUUUGCUGGCACGCAAGUGGCUAUAGCCAAGGAACCGAACACUGCCAUGACGAACCAGUUGAUGGCUAUCAGGCCUAUCAUAAUUCUCUAUGUCUCUUUGUCCUUUGGAUUCAGUCUUAUGGUGAACGUCUGGGUCUUCUUUCGGAUAUCCGGCGGUCUGUUCAAUCCAGCGGUCACCUUGGCUAUGCUCCUUGUUGGCGCCAUCGGUCUAGUGCGAGCUCUCUGCCUCUUUCUAGCCCAGAUUGCUGGCGCUAUAGCUGCAUCAGCCUUAGUGAUGGCCAUCUUCCCUGCUCGUCUUAGUGUCAACACCACCCUAAGUGACGGUGUAUCUCUUGUCCGCGGUGUCUCUAUCGAGGCUCUGCUGACGGCUGAGCUUGUUUUCACUGUCCUCAUGCUCGCCAAGGAGAAACACAAAGCCAACUUCAUCGCUCCUGUGGGCAUCGGUUUGGCGUUGUUCAUUGUUCACCUUGUUGGAGUAUUCUACACCGGAGGAUCCGCGAAUCCAGCGCGGAGCCUUGGACCGUGCAUCGUCACCAAUACGUAUGACAAGGAGCUCUGGAUCUACUGGGUCGGUCCAUUUAUCGGCGUUCUCAUUGCCGUAGCCUUUUAUAGAUUCAUCAAAGUCCUCGAAUACGAGAUGGCAAAUCCCGGACAGGACGGCGACGAUCUAAACGACCCGACCAAGAACCCAAACCAUGAGGUCCGGGAGAAGCAGCGCCAUUCGACAGCUCGUGUCUUGCAGUCUCUUGGUCUUGACCACUUGGGACUGCAUCACAGUGAGGCUUACGACCAAGGUGUGGAGAGACAACCGCGGGUGCGGACGCCGAUGGAUGGGCCUGUAUUCCGGGAAGUCCCACCGGCGACAGUGCGGACUACAGAAACGCAAAGAACACAUGAGUACUCGCCGACGGCGGCAAGUCAUGCUGGAGUGUAUGGGGUGCUGCCCUCCAGCGAUACACCCUCAAUGACAUCGCCGCCGGGAAUACCUGCAAGACAAGCUGCGCCGCAUGCAAUCUCGCCGGGGGCUUCCGAAGCUGUGUAG